Molecule: messenger RNA, 894 nt
Organism: Nerophis lumbriciformis (worm pipefish)
Lineage: Eukaryota; Metazoa; Chordata; Actinopteri; Syngnathiformes; Syngnathidae
Source: RefSeq, a predicted model, not a curated record
AUGGGCGAAGAGUACAACGUGGCUCGGCAGCUGGAGAGCGUAGAGAGGAGCGUGGUGUUCCUCAGGCAGGAGCAUCUCACUUUGCUACACGGCCUCCAUCUAGAGAUCGUUUCCCUGCAGAGACGCUGCUCGGAGCUAACAAAUGAUCUGAAAGUGAAACCAUCGUGUCGAAGCCAAGUAGAAAUACAAGAAGAAGAAGACCUGCUGGAGGUCCGCUGCAGGGACAUAGAAGAUCGUCUGUCCGAGCAGGAGUACACCAUAGGAGAGAUUCGCAAAGAGCUGAGCCACAAGGGUGCGUUGGUAGGAGCUCUUCGAGCCAAUCUGAAAGAAAAAGAGCGCCACUUUCUGGAGGAGCUCAAACGGCGAAGCCACUGCUCCACAGUCUUAAACACGGAGCUGCAGAAACAAACUGAGGUGGCGGCAUACCUUUCCUUCCAGCUGCACGCUGCCAAGCAGAAGUUGCACCACCAGCGUCUGCAGCAGAGGCACACGCUCCUGACCAGAGGAUCUGGUCAGGGCCUCCAGUUCGGAAGCGAGCACAACUCCCCCCAACAGUUGCUCGCAGGGCCCGCCAGUCCCUCUCCCGUGGUCAAACCCAAGCGCAAGAGCACAAGAACCUCCUCCAGAAUGGAGCGCGCCCGUGAGUGUGUACCCAUGGAGAAAGUGACGGGCCCCGCCGAGCCUGCCGCCAUGCCGGACCCAGCCCUCUUCCUUCAUCCGUGGAGGUUCCGAGUGCGCUCCAGACAAACGCAGAGACCAGCUCCACUUGGUGUAGAACGAGAGGAUGAAAAUGAAGGAGUCACUCAGCAAGUGCCAGUGGUUGCUCAAGAAGAUGCAAACAUACUCGUCUCUGCAACUGGAGCGCCCCCUGCUGCUGGAGCACCAGCAGAUUAG